AUGCUCCUUUGGCUUUUGCAGUCACUUUGGGGCUCUCUCCACAGCCGGUUCUUUAUUUACGGCGCCGCAGCCAGUAUACUCCUGACCUACAUUGUCUUAGCCAUUGUCACUCAAAAUGGACCGCUUCAUACAACACGCAGAAAGCUGAAGCACCUGCGCAAGCUCAGCGUCAGUGUCAGCAAUAUGGGCGAUCAGUAUGAUCCGAAAUUCAACCUAUCAUCUGAGUCAAAAGCCGACGGACCGCCACGCAUCAAGGCAUUGUACCUACAUCCGAUCAAGUCCUGUGGGUAUAUAGAGGUGGACCGGGCCUUACUACUGAAGACCGGAUUCAUGUACGAUCGAUGCUUCGCCUUCGCUGCCGGCGAUCUGAACGGAGAGGACUACGACGUAACCGCAAAAUGGCGUUUCAUCAGCCAACGCACAAAGCCGAUGAUGUCCCAGAUCAAGACAGAGAUCUGGCUGCCACACCAAACUAGCGAUCCGCACGAUGCUCUAGUUCGGUGUGGAGGGUGCGUGGUCAUGACUUUCGACAAUCCAGACGUGCCAAGUUGGACCGAUCGCAUUGAAACAUUCUUUCAAACAUGGAGUCGAUCCGCAGCACCACAGCUUUCUUUCAUUGUCCCUCUCGACGUGAGCACCAUUGAGCUCGAGGGGUUUCAAACAAAGCCGAAAACAUUUGGCAUUCACCAUCGCGACGCAAAGGGCAUCGACAUGGGAGGGAUUCCCUCCGUCGCAGCGUCGUUGCCUAAACUAAAGAAGUUUCUCAAAAUCCCGAAGGACCAAGGGAUCUCGCUCUUUAGAUGUACCUCAGAGACAGUGGUCCGCACAGAUAGAAACCUCGCCCCUCUCGAAUACAUUGGUUCGCCCGCCUUGCAUGGAUACACAGAUCAACAACCCAUUCAUCUUAACAGUCUUUCCUCAGUCCAAGCCGUCUCUGCACUCCUCCCGUCCGAAAAUCAACCUCUGAAUGCCCUCCGCUUCCGAGCAAAUAUCUGGAUAGAAAAUAGCCCGGCAUACGAAGAAGAGACCUGGAAACGCUACCGAAUUCUACCAAGAAGCAAUAGCACCCAGCCCCGUGCGAUAGUAGCACCGAGAUUCUCCGUCGUCUGUCGUACGUCUCGGUGCACGAUGCCAAACGUCAAUCCGAAAACAGGAAUCUUCGACACGGAUAACCCUCUCCCUGAGAAGAAGAAAGGAAAGCCACAGCCCAGCACAACCUUGGUUCAGUACCGCACGGUCGAGACUGGCAACAAAGCGGCAUUGGGGUAUCUAGGCAUGCAUUGCGUUCCCGAGGAUACAAGUUUGAAUGAGGCAGAGGAUCUGGGAGGAGGGUUAUUUGUUGAGGUUGGUGAUGAGAUUGAGGUGCUUGAGCGAGGAACGCACCUUUAUGGGUCGACGGGUGAUGAUUAUUAG
Penicillium argentinense is the source of this 1413-nucleotide messenger RNA. RefSeq lists its product as uncharacterized. The transcript has a single exon. The record is from RefSeq and is a predicted model, not a curated record. Bases 1 to 1413 code for a protein of 470 amino acids. NCBI's taxonomy places the organism in Eukaryota, Fungi, Ascomycota, Eurotiomycetes, Eurotiales, Aspergillaceae. Gene Ontology annotation, molecular function: molybdenum ion binding; pyridoxal phosphate binding; catalytic activity.